Molecule: messenger RNA, 1231 nt
Organism: Tetranychus urticae (two-spotted spider mite)
Lineage: Eukaryota; Metazoa; Arthropoda; Arachnida; Trombidiformes; Tetranychidae
Product: transcription factor Dp-1
Biological process (GO): regulation of transcription by RNA polymerase II; regulation of cell cycle
Cellular component (GO): nucleus; transcription regulator complex
Molecular function (GO): RNA polymerase II transcription regulatory region sequence-specific DNA binding; DNA-binding transcription factor activity, RNA polymerase II-specific
Source: RefSeq, a predicted model, not a curated record
CUUUUCUUUCAUCUUCAUUAGCACCUAACUUGCUCAUCAAAUAUCCAGUUUCAUUUUAUUUAAUUUCUAUUUAUUUUUAUUUAUACAAGUGAUAAUCUGGUUGUUCCCACCAUUUUGUGUCUUUCUGUUUUGUUUCUUCUUUCCUUAUCUUUUAUCCAUUACUUUUAAAAAACCAACCCAUUUUUUUGCUAUCUUUGGAUAUUUUCAGGAAACAUGAGUGCUGGUCCAUCCAUUUUAAAGACCAAAGGUACUCAUACAGUUAACCAUGCAACCACUAGUGAAAUGGUUGCCUUAAAAAGCGGUGAUGAAUCUUUCUUUGAUUUUUCUGGUGCUCGUUCACUUGGGUCUAUUGAAAAUGAAGAUAGUCAACCUCCUACCAAAAGACGAAAGCAGGAUGUCAAAAGUGGCAAAGGGUUACGGCAUUUUUCCAUGAAGGUAUGUCAAAAGGUUAAAGAUAAAGGCACGACAACUUACAAUGAAGUUGCUGAUGAAUUGGUCGCUGAAUUUUCUUCUGACCCACUUGCAAACCGUACUGCUUUUUCUGGUAGAUUCUCAGGAGGUGAUGCUGAGCCAUUUGAUCAAAAAAAUAUUAGACGACGUGUAUAUGAUGCCCUAAAUGUUCUUAUGGCAAUGAAUAUAAUCAACAAAGAGAAAAAAGAAAUCAAAUGGAUCGGUUUACCCACCAAUGCAUCUCAAGAGGUUGUCGAGUUAGAAAAGGAGAAGCAAGAACGGUUAGAAAAAAUCAGUGCCAAGAAAGAACAAUUGAGAGACCUAUUGAUUCAACAUAUUGCUCUCAGAAAUUUGAUUGAAAGAAACAAAAGUGAUCCUGUUGUAUCUUCCAAUGCCAAAAUCCAUUUACCAUUUAUAAUUGUAAAUACAGACAAACGCACGGUCAUUGAUUGCUCCAUAAGUAAUGACAAAACAGAGUAUCUGUUUAAUUUUGAUAAUGCGUUUGAAAUUCAUGAUGACGUUGAAGUCUUGAAACGAAUGGGUAUGGCUUUAGGUUUAGAUCGCAAUGAAUUGGUACAAAUUGACCGGGAUGUCUAUGAAAAAGCACGAACAUUACUGCCAGAAGCUUUAAGAUCCAGCCUUGAUGAAAUGGUUGAAGAAAAGGGCACCAUUAUAACAAAUUAGCUAUAAAUUUUUGCUGUUCAAAAUUUCCAAAUUUAAUUUUUAGAAAAUCGACUAUGUUUAUUGGACUUCAAUUUUAAAUAAAACGAUUUAAUAUCAU